Messenger RNA from Microtus ochrogaster (prairie vole), 3895 nucleotides. RefSeq names its product Zic family zinc finger 2 (gene Zic2). NCBI's taxonomy places the organism in Eukaryota, Metazoa, Chordata, Mammalia, Rodentia, Cricetidae. Gene Ontology annotation, cellular component: nucleus. The record is from RefSeq and is a predicted model, not a curated record. Gene Ontology annotation, biological process: regulation of transcription by RNA polymerase II. Gene Ontology annotation, molecular function: RNA polymerase II cis-regulatory region sequence-specific DNA binding; DNA-binding transcription factor activity, RNA polymerase II-specific.
GGCUGCUUCUGCGGUCUCAGCGCCCACCGAAAUAAACAGAAGCGGCGGCAAAAGCUGCCCACCGCAGCCGCAAGGGAGGAACUCGCGUUGGCCUCCUGGUAUUUGCUUGUGCCGAGGACAACGCUCUGUCCUUGUUGGUGCGACCACUCGCUUGCGGACUAGCACCCAGGGCGGACCGGCUGGAAGGAGAACCAAAGAUCACUUUUUUAUUGUUGUUAUUGUUUUUCUGCCUAGCCUAACCCUGCUCCCCUCCCCCUCCUCGCCUUCUCCCCUCCCACAGUCCCCCUCCCCUACUCUUCCCCCGCCUCCUCCUCCGGCCCAACUUAAAGAAAGAGGGAGCGACGCGCCCGUUUCCUUCAUCUGGGGGAAUUCGUGGCCGUAGCAAGUUUACUACUCCGGCGCCGCCAAUGCCAAGCUCGGAGGACCAGGAGGGCUAAACCUCGCAGCCUCGGAGCCGAACGAGACGGGCAGAGCACUGGGCGGCGCGAGCAAGGCCUCGGGGGAGGGAGCGGCCACCCGUGAGCGCCGCAGACCAGGCGCCUGGCCUCCUUCACCGGGCUGCCCAGCGCCCCCGCCGAGAUCAGGUGGAGCCGCGGGUGCCCUAGGCUCUGGGGCUGGCGGAGCUCGUCGCAGUCUUCUCCUUGCCUGCCUGCCGGUGCACAGCCGCUGCCCUGGGGCACCGUGGCCCCGCGGCUGCGGUGACUUCAUUCGGCGGACGCCGCUGAUCUCAGCAAGGCACCGGGUCCGCCAGCAGUGCAAGGCAGCUAGUGAGUGAGUGCGUGCGUGCGCGCGCGGGGGCGCGCAGGGGUGGGGGCCGCGGCGCAGCGCUCGCCCUCCGGCGGCCCCCCUCUCCUCCGCUCCCCACACCUCCCUCCGCUCCCUCCUCCCGCCCGCCCUCCUCUGCCCUGCCCGCCCGCCCCCGCCGCAUCUCCUUUAAUACACUUUGGUUCUCCUCCUGGCUUUGGACUCUUCUCCUCCUCCACCUCCUCCUCCCGCGCCUCCUCCGCCGCCGCCUCCUCUUCCUCUCCGUGCCUUCGCUCCGCGCCCGGCGGCCGAGGCAGAUCCAGGCGGCGGCGGCGGGCUAACAGCGCGACUCCCAGGGCUGCGGUCGCCAGUGUUUUCAGCGCGGGCUCACGGAGCCGGGCGUUCGGAGGACGCGCCUUGCCGAUCGGAAGAGGGAACCGAGGCGGCAGGGCUUACUGGGGCCGACAGGUCGGCCGGGCGCGCUGGCCAUGCUUCUGGACGCGGGGCCGCAGUUCCCGGCCAUCGGGGUGGGCAGCUUCGCGCGCCACCACCAUCACUCGGCCGCGGCGGCGGCGGCGGCGGCUGCCGAGAUGCAGGACCGCGAGCUGAGCCUGGCUGCUGCUCAGAACGGCUUCGUGGACUCAGCCGCGGCGCACAUGGGCGCCUUCAAGCUCAACCCCGGGGCGCACGAACUGUCUCCUGGUCAGAGUUCCGCGUUCACGUCGCAAGGUCCGGGCGCAUACCCGGGCUCUGCUGCCGCUGCCGCUGCGGCCGCAGCACUAGGGCCCCAUGCCGCACACGUUGGCUCCUAUUCCGGGCCUCCCUUUAAUUCUACCCGGGACUUCCUGUUCCGCAGCCGCGGCUUCGGGGACUCUGCUCCGGGAGGCGGCCAGCACGGGCUCUUCGGACCGGGCGCGGGUGGCCUGCACCACGCGCACUCAGACGCGCAGGGCCACCUCCUCUUCCCGGGCCUCCCGGAGCAGCACGGGCCGCACGGCUCUCAGAACGUGCUCAACGGGCAAAUGCGCCUAGGGCUGCCGGGAGAAGUGUUCGGGCGCUCGGAGCAAUACCGCCAAGUGGCCAGCCCGCGGACCGACCCCUACUCGGCGGCGCAACUCCACAACCAGUAUGGCCCCAUGAAUAUGAACAUGGGGAUGAACAUGGCAGCCGCCGCAGCCCACCACCACCACCAUCACCACCACCCUGGUGCCUUUUUCCGCUACAUGCGGCAGCAGUGCAUCAAGCAGGAGCUCAUCUGCAAGUGGAUUGAUCCCGAGCAGCUAAGCAAUCCGAAGAAAAGCUGCAACAAAACUUUCAGCACCAUGCACGAGCUAGUGACCCACGUCUCGGUGGAGCAUGUCGGCGGCCCGGAGCAGAGUAACCACGUCUGCUUCUGGGAGGAGUGUCCACGCGAGGGCAAGCCCUUCAAGGCCAAAUACAAACUGGUCAACCACAUCCGUGUGCACACCGGCGAGAAACCCUUUCCCUGUCCUUUCCCGGGCUGCGGCAAGGUCUUCGCACGCUCCGAGAACCUCAAGAUCCACAAAAGGACCCACACAGGGGAGAAACCUUUCCAGUGUGAGUUCGAGGGCUGUGACCGGCGCUUCGCCAACAGCAGCGACAGGAAGAAGCACAUGCAUGUCCACACCUCAGAUAAGCCCUAUCUCUGCAAGAUGUGCGACAAGUCCUACACGCAUCCUAGCUCAUUGCGGAAGCACAUGAAGGUCCAUGAGUCCUCCCCUCAGGGCUCCGAGUCCUCCCCGGCUGCCAGCUCUGGCUACGAGUCGUCCACGCCCCCGGGCUUGGUGUCCCCCAGCGCAGAGCCGCAAAGCAGCUCCAACCUGUCCCCGGCGGCGGCAGCGGCGGCAGCAGCAGCUGCGGCGGCGGCAGCCGCGGUGUCUGCCGUGCACCGAGGCGCGAGCUCUGGCAGCAGCGGCUCUGGAGGCGGCUCGACCACAGGCAGCGGCGGGGGCGGCGGGGCGGGCGGCGGGGGCGGCGGCAGCUCUGGAGGGGGCAGCGGGACAGCCGGAGGCCAUAGUGGCCUCUCCUCCAACUUCAAUGAAUGGUACGUGUGAGGGGCCAGGCCUUUCUCCCAUUCCCUGUUCUCCCCUCCACCACAGCCCUCCUAAAACCCACCGAGGGCACCUUAGGAUCGUGUUGUUAAAAUCAUCAAUCUGAUUUUUAUGGUGAUGAAAAAGAUUUUACCAGCAGAAGGAUUUUUAAAAGUUUUUUUUAUAAACAAAACAACAAUCUAGGCAUGAAAAGCAAAAUCUCUGUGUUUCUGAAGCUGAAAACAUAAAAUAAAAAUUUUAAGAAGGUAAACUCCACAAAAAUAUCGAGCCAAACUUCCCUAGCGACACCCCAGCCCACUCUUCCCCCGCACAUGCUUCCCAAUCUUCUGACAAACUGUACAUAGCCAUAGCGGACUCCUUCCUUUUCCACGGUGAUUUUAAUGGCUUAUUGGUGGAUAAAAGUUUGUCCAUUUGUAAACCCUGGAUUGCUUUCCUUCCCUUCCCGCUCUUCACCCAUCCCCUUCCCCCAAGUGAUGGGCCUUUUCUUUUUUUCCCUUUUAGUUUACCCGACUUCUUUUUUAAGUAAUGUGGAAGAAAAUGGUUUAUUUUGUAUUGUGGUAUUAAAUAUUGUGUUCCUUUUAAUGAGGCAACUUGAUUGUAAACUUCAUGCAACUAUAGACUGGAAAAACAUGAGCCGUGCCAAAGUCUCCCUUCUGUUUCUUCAACACAGCAACUCAUAGCACACAUCACCACCACCACCAACGCUUGUGAAUGUAUUUUUCUGUUAGCUGGGUUUACAUGUGAUGUUUCAGUGCUUUUGCGAGUUCGAUUUGUUAGUUGUUGUAUGAAAGAUUGGGGGGGUGGGGUGGGAGUAAACGUUGUGCCCUUAGCUUUUUCCGUAAUAACACCCUUCUGUAAAUAUCCGUUGCCAUAUUUAUCCAUUUGUAAUUAAAUUAUGGUAUUAACUUGCUACAGAGGAAACAAUAUUUAUAAAGAAUGUUUCUUAACUAUAAAUAUGUACAAUUGUGGGCAUAAACUGUUUCAGAUUUUUUUAUUUGAAGGUUUAAGUGGUUUGAUCAUUUCUUGUGAUGUUUUGAGAGUAAUGCAUACAGAAAUAUAAUAAAAUUGUUGAAAAUGCA